Messenger RNA from Vitis vinifera (wine grape), 1928 nucleotides. RefSeq lists its product as uncharacterized. The record is from RefSeq and is a predicted model, not a curated record. NCBI's taxonomy places the organism in Eukaryota, Viridiplantae, Streptophyta, Magnoliopsida, Vitales, Vitaceae.
UCCACUCUAAAUAAAUGAAAGUCGAGGCUUUCAAUCAUCACCAUCACCAUCUCCAUUCCUCCCUCAGUGCUAUAGCUUAGGCAGCCACCAUGGCCAACCUCCUUAUCUUAAUUCUUUUAGCCCUUUCUACCCUGUCCGGGAAUCUCGCAGGGUUUUUAAGCAUAGAUUGCGGGUCAUCCACUGUUUACAGUGAUGAAGGGUGGAUCGGAGACGAGGCCUAUAUACAGAAUGGAGAGUCCAAACGGGUUCAAUCUGGCAAUUCGUUGUCUCAGGUGAUGGGCACUUUGAGGGUUUUCUCGAGCCGUAACAAGAAUUGUUACUCUCUAGUAGCUAAGAAAGGAGAGAAAGUUCUGGUUCGUGCCAGCUUUUACUAUGGAAAUUAUGACCACAAGUCAUCUCCCCCCACCUUUGCUCUGCAGUUUGAUGGGAACCCUUGGGCCACAGUAGUGACUUCAAGUGAUCUAGUCAUUCACCAUGAAGCUAUAUAUGCCGUAAAGGGAGAUACUACAAGUUACGUAUGUGUUGCUCAGACACAGGCUAAUCAAUUUCCCUUCAUAUCAGCACUUGAAAUGGCAAGCUUGGGAUCAAACAUGUACAGUUCUUUGGAUUCAAACUAUGCUUUGUUUCUGAGAAAGAGGUUUGCUUUCGGUGCAAACGAAAUUAUAAGGUUUCAAAGAGAUGCACAUGAUCGAAAUUGGGUUCCCGGAGUAGCUGUCAAUGGAUUAAUUGCGAUCACAAGUGAUGCACUGGUUUUUGACAGUACCACUGCAAAAGAUGUUCCUCCACAAGCUGUGCUGCAGAACGCAAUAACCACCUUAAGCACGUCGGAGUCCAUAAUUAUUGGAACUAAUCUUCCAGCCGUUGAAGUUCUGAUCUAUAUCAACGCUUACUUUUCUGAAGUUACCACGCUUGAUUCAACCCAGAAGCGAUCCUUGAAGAUCAACCUGGAUGACAAGCCUGUCUCAAAUCCCAUCGUCCCACCCUACCAAAAAGUAGUGGAAGUAACCAUCACCAACCUAACUGCUUCUUCCGAUAAUACCUUGUCCUUGGUGGCUACCUCUGAUUCAACGCUUCCUCCUCUCAUCAAUGCCCUGGAAAUUUUUUCAAUCAGCAAUAAGCUAACUGAUGGGACAGAUAGCAAUGAUGUGGAAUAGUUAGCUUCGCUGCAAGUCCUAUAUCCUAUACUAAGACAAUGGGGUGGCGACCCUUGUCCUCCCUCACCAUUUACAUGGGACUGGGUCAAUUGUAGUACUGAUGCUACACCUCGAGUAACAGCUUUGUAUCUCAGUGGCUUCGAGCUAUAUGGUUCAUUUCCAGAUUUGAGUUCCAUGGAUGCCCUUGAAAUAAUAGAUCUGCACAAUAACAGCUUGGAGGAUGAUAUUCCCGAUUACCUUGGCACCAUGCCCAAUCUAAAACAAUUGAGUUUUUCAUUGCUAAAUUAAGUAUUGUACGUUCUUAAUAUUGAAUAUUCUUUUGUGCUUUUGUUCAGAAAACUAUAUGAUAACUCGAUUAACCAUCCUCUUCUUUCCAGAAAUUUGGCGGAUAAUGAUUUCAGCGGGACUCUGCCCACCUCAAUCUCAAACAAUAAAAACCUAAAACUAAUUGCAACGGGGAAUAAGAACUUGUGCAUCUCUGGAAAGUCAUGUCAGACAAGCGACACCAACACGGGGAAUAAGAACUUGUUCAUCUAUGUAGUCGUGCCCACUUUUCUCUUGGUGUGGAAAUAGAAGCUUAGCAAAGCUGCUAAAUUUUCUAUGGCUAUGCUUGUCACGACCCACAUUCGGAUCAACUCGGAACUUGACCUGCGACCCACGUCAAAGGUUAAAACUAUAACAUGGGAUAUGAUAAAAAAAGAGAUAUUGUAUUAUAUCACGGAUUGAAUAAGUUAUCUUAUUUUAUUUUUUAAUUGUUUUAUUGUUUAUUGUUUA